CAAUUUCCGCUUCUCCAUCCCUGCAACAAAAUGAAGUUCCUCUGCGGCGCAGCCAUUUUACUCUUUCUGCUCUGCGAAGCUAGAGCCAAGAAGGUGAAGUUCCAGGACUGUGGCUCCGAGAAAGGGAAGCUAAUUUCGGUGGAUUUGACCCCUUGCUCUUCAGACCCGUGUGUGAUCAAGAGAGGAGCAAAUGCUUCAGGUGUCAUCACGUUUAUCCCACACGAGGUCGUCACGAGCUCCAAGGUGUUGGCCUACGCGAUCUUCGGUCUCAUUCCCGUCCCAUUGCCCCUCCCUAACUCGGACGGAUGUAAGGGUUAUGGUCUGACCUGCCCUCUGAAGUCCGGGAAGCAAGUCGAGCUCGUCUUCGAGCAUUACAUCGAUCAAACAUUCCCAACAGGGCACCUGACACUGAAGGCGGAGCUGAAGGAUCAAGAUUCUGACGUCGUGAUCUGCGGCAAGAUCCCCAUGACUCUGGAGUAGUUGAAGUAUAAUGUGAUAGUGGCUAGAGACUGCACAUAAUAGGGUGAAUAUCUAAUUAAUCUGAUCAGAAAUAUCAUAGGUCUUGUAAGGGGGAGGGGAGGGUAACAUUCGCCAGGUGCAUGUUGUUAUACAAACGAAAAAAAAAAAUUAUCGGUUUAUGGGGAUCGACUCGCCAUAAGGUAAGGGGUCGUCCACACUAACUGGGAUUCAAAAGUAUCCGGAUUCGUAUCGCUGAAAACACAUCACUUGAUUCGCGUCCACAUAAUCGUUUUCGCAGGAAGUUUCGCCUGGAUCCAGCCGUCCACACUAAUACGGAUUCAAACGAACGAUGAUAGGUACAGCGUGACGUCAUUUUCAUGAUAUGCGCAUGCUCAAAGCAGCGCGCGCCUGCGAUAUGACGCCCGUUUUCAUUUUGAUACGGAUUCGACCGUCCACACUACGGACCAAAGUAUACGGAUUCAUUUUGAUUCACUUCAACGGCGUUUUCAAAUGUAUCCGGAUUCGCUGGAUCCGACCUCCGUGCUUGUGUGGACGGAAGGCCUAAACGUAUCAAAAAGUACACGGAUUCAAACGACCCUGUCCCCAAGGGCUUCUGGGUAGACGCCAUACUCAAAAUCACCCAGGAGUCUCUUGGAUCCCCAUAAGUUAUUAUGGCGGUGUUGCUUUGAAGGCCAUAACUUACGAAACUGACAAGUUCGAAGGAAAAAAACUGUAAGUGCGGGCAAACCCUCUGUAUACAGGUCCAUAGGGGGCAUAUAAUCUUUAAAAAAGUACUUAGCAACUUUAUAAAAGUAAGUUAUGUAUAAAGAAACAAUUCUAACCGGACAUUAUAAUUUUAAGCUAGUAAAAACUUAUAACCCCAAAAUUGUUAAAACUGUUGCCUUAACAAACCAUUUCUUUUAUUGGAGAUCACCUAAAAAAUGAACAGUUCGAUUAUAACAAAACCGGAGAUUUCGUAAAAAAAAACGGAGAAUUCGGGAGAAAAUAGGCCUUUCCUUUCCCCUGCCCUUAGCCAUGAUUUUCUAUGUGUGGAUGCAAAGCAUAGAUAUGAAGCCUAUAUGCAAAAACUCUCCGAUUUGGAGACUCUUCAGUGAAAAAAAAAAAACGGGCUUACUGGUGGUUAAAAGGGGGGGGGGGGGGGGGGGUGAAUGCAGCACUAGCUAUGUGCCAGAGAUUUCAAACAAUAAAACAUGAAUGAUUGGUA
Molecule: messenger RNA, 1684 nt
Organism: Nematostella vectensis (starlet sea anemone)
Lineage: Eukaryota; Metazoa; Cnidaria; Anthozoa; Actiniaria; Edwardsiidae
Product: NPC intracellular cholesterol transporter 2
Exons: 2
Coding region: 31-480 (149 amino acids)
Biological process (GO): intracellular cholesterol transport
Molecular function (GO): sterol binding
Source: RefSeq, a predicted model, not a curated record